Messenger RNA from Schistocerca serialis cubense, 504 nucleotides. RefSeq names its product atherin-like. Bases 1 to 504 code for a protein of 167 amino acids. The record is from RefSeq and is a predicted model, not a curated record. The transcript has a single exon. NCBI's taxonomy places the organism in Eukaryota, Metazoa, Arthropoda, Insecta, Orthoptera, Acrididae.
AUGUCCUUACGGGAAAGCGGCGCCCGCCACACCCCGGCCGGAGCCGGGGCGCAGCAAGCGCCGCUAACGCAAAAGCGGCGCCCGCCGCACCCCGGCCAAGGCCAAGAGCACGGCAAGCGCCGCCAACGUGAAAGCGGCGCCCACCGCACCCCGGCCGGAGCCAAGAGCGCAGCAGACGCCGCCAACGCAAAAACGGCGCCCGCCGCACCCCGGCCGGAGCCAAGAGCACAGCAAGCGCCGCCACAGCCAAAGCGGCGCCCGCCGCGCCCCGGCCGGAGCCAGAGCACAGCAAGCGCCGCCAACGCAAAAGCGGCACCCGCCACACCCCGGCCAAGGCCAAGAGCACAGCAGGCGCCGCCAAAGCAAAAGCGGCGCCCACCGCACCCCGGCCGGAGCCAAGAGCACAGCAAGCGCCGCCAACGCAAAAGCGGCGCCCGCCGCACCCCGGCCGGAGCCAGAGCACAGCAAGCGCCGCAGAAGCGAGCAAGUGCCAUUCGCCAGUGA